AUGGGUGUUUCCAAGACUACCAUCAAGGACGGCUCGGGUGUCCAGCCCAAGCCUGGCCAGACCGUCGUCAUCGAGUAUACUGGCUGGUUGAAGGAUGCUACCAGGCCUGACAGCAAGGGCAACAAGUUUGACUCCUCUGUCGGUCGCGGCGACUUUGAGGUCAAGAUUGGUGUUGGCCAGGUUAUUCGAGGCUGGGACGAGGGUGUUCCUCAAAUGAAGGUUGGCGAGAAGGCCACUCUUGACAUCAGCAGUGACUUUGGCUACGGCGCUCGCGGCUUCCCUGGUCACAUCCCCGCCAACGCCGACCUGAUUUUCGAUGUUGAGCUCAAGAACGUCAAAUAG
Messenger RNA from Cordyceps fumosorosea ARSEF 2679, 342 nucleotides. Its product is annotated as peptidyl-prolyl cis-trans isomerase. The transcript is spliced from 6 exons. Gene Ontology annotation, molecular function: peptidyl-prolyl cis-trans isomerase activity. The coding region runs from base 1 to 342 and encodes 113 amino acids. Lineage: Eukaryota; Fungi; Ascomycota; Sordariomycetes; Hypocreales; Cordycipitaceae. The record is from RefSeq and is a predicted model, not a curated record.